This is a messenger RNA of Fopius arisanus, 3969 nucleotides long. Its product is annotated as dynamin-binding protein-like. Lineage: Eukaryota; Metazoa; Arthropoda; Insecta; Hymenoptera; Braconidae. Bases 12 to 3620 code for a protein of 1202 amino acids. The record is from RefSeq and is a predicted model, not a curated record. Gene Ontology annotation, molecular function: guanyl-nucleotide exchange factor activity; protein binding. The transcript has 4 exons. Gene Ontology annotation, cellular component: cytoplasm. Gene Ontology annotation, biological process: intracellular signal transduction.
AAACCAUUAAAAUGGAGUCCGGUAUACUGACCAAAGUACUCAAUGACUUCUACACCACAGUCGAGGGUGAACUUAGUCUGUCCAAGGGCGAAUAUUUUCUGAUCCAUAACGUCAUCGAUAAGCACUGGUGCUAUGGAGUGUCGAAAGACAGGUGGGGCAGUUUUCCAUGCAAUUAUCUCCUCAGAGUUGAGGUGCCUCAGUUCAAGGAGGCAGAGAGUCUUUUUGUGUCGAUUGCUUCUUUUCGAGGAGAACAACAAGGGGAUUUAAUUUUUGGCGAAGGUGAAUUGAUUAUUGGAACCCAUGAAGUAGAGCCUGGAUGGUACUCUGGUUAUAUUGAUAAUCGAACAGGAGUUUUUCCUCUGACGCACGUUUGGAUUGUCGAUCUUACAGUUCUUAAGAAACCAUCGGACAAGAAAUCUGUCCGUAGAAAAGCCCGCGUGAAGACGACGUUGAAAGCCCAGUUGGAGGAAGAACUCGACUUGUCAGAAGGUGAGAUAGUUACAGUAACCGAGAUCCUUGAGGACGGCUGGGUGCUGGGAUAUACCUCUGACAACCGCACAGGAACUUUCCCAGAGGCCUUCAUCACCUACCUGGAGACGAUGGACCAGCCAGACAAUGCUUCAGGUUCCCUGGACCCUAUUCCCCAGUCAAUCACCUCUGGUGGAAAAAUCUACAAGGACUUCGGUGAUUCCACUCCCUCAUGCAGCUACUCCGAAGAUGCAGCACCAUCUUACUACGACCUUUUCCCAGAUACUCGACCCUCCGACAAUUCGCAGCCUCCCACCGUCUCUUUUCCUUCUACAAAUCCAAAAGGAUCCUCUCCCCAGCCAGAACUCGACAAUUUAAAUCCUCUGGGUGUCCACCCCUAUGCAAUCACCCUUUAUCCCUUCAACGCUCAAUUUCCGAACGAAUUAAAUUUCGAGGCAGGUGAAGUGGUGCACCUGCUGCGUCAUAUUGACACAGAAUGGGCAGAAGGCACGAUAGAGACCUCCAAAGGCCUCUUCCCCACGUCCUACGUCAAUAUAAUCGUCGACUGCAGGAAUUCUCCUCCUCCCGAAGCCCCCAAGGAGGAUGCAGAGCAUCUUCCCUUGGAAUCCCUCCACCCUGGAGAUUUAGCCACCGUAGAAUAUACUUUCAACGCACAAAUGAGUGGAGACUUGAGUAUAAAAGAAGGGGACUCCGUAACGAUCGUGGAAAUGGCCAACGACGACUGGGUAUCUGUGAAAAACACCUCUGGAGAAGUUGGACUUUGCCCCAGAGGAUAUCUCUCCAAGCAGCCCUCGUCUCAAGCUUCUCUGGAGCUAUGCGAGGCCGUAGUAAUUCGUCACGAACGAUCAAAGACACCAGAGGAGCAGAACAUUCGGAGAAAGUCAGACCCUCAUCGUCCAGCACCUCCUGCUCCAGCUCCAGGGUCCGUUCCCCUGCAAAAAAGUCUUGCCAAUAAUCAGGAAAAAAAUCAAACAUCAAAUCAGGAGGAAAACGAGACUAUAUCGACCAGCUCUCCAGAACCCUCUUCAUCGAAGCAAAAGAGGGCAGAUAAACGUCAGAACGUCAUCUCCGAAUUGGUGAUAACUGAAAAAGAAUACGUGAGAGAUCUGAAAGUAACUUACGAGACAUUCAAUCUGUAUAAUCCAAGUCUCCUGGAGACUCGUGGAAUCGACGUGGUCAUUCUUUUCGGAAAUAUUCUGGAGGUAAUUCACGUAGCAGAGGAACUCCUGGACGCGAUCCUCCGAGCCAUGAAGGGAAAGGAUGAGAAUGUCCAGACUAUAGCUCCCUGUUUUCUCGUUAUGAGAGAUAAACUCCAGACGACUUAUGGAAAAUACUGUGGGAACCACGAGGCAGCUCUCAGUCUCCUGAAGAAAUACGAGGAGAACCGCGAGAUAAUGAUCGUCUUCGAGAAGGGGAUAGAGACCCUUCGUCACCAGGUCGUCUGCUUCGACAUGAGUUCCAUCCUUAUAAAACCCGUCCAGAGAAUUUUGAAGUAUCCACUGAUGCUUUAUGAACUUGUCAAAUGCACCGAGGAUGAUCAUCCUGACAAACAGGGGAUCGAGCAAGCGUGGAAAGUUAUGACUGAAGUAGCUUCCUACAUAAAUGAGUACAAACGACGUAAGGAUAUCGUUUCAAAGUACCUUGACACCGAUAACACUCUGAUGGCGAAGAUGUCCAAGUUAAGUAUGCACUCGGUUGCAAAAAAAUCAAGUAGACUCAGUGCAAAACUGUCAGCGAGCCUUGGAAUAACGAAUAUCCCAGCAGAUCCAGUAUUCGAGGAGCUCGAGAGGCAAUUUAAAGCCCUCGAAAAAUGCAGCUGGCAAUUUGCUACAGAUAUAAAUCAUUGCAUGUAUUAUUUAAACGAGGAGACCGAUUGUGCUGAAUUAUUAUCAGAUUUUCUCAAUCAAUAUCAUUACGGGAGCAAUGACAAUGAGGUGAAACGCUUGAGUGAAGCCAGAAAGAGUAUUUCCUCCCAGUUUAUUAAUAGUUUAAAGGAGACUAUUGAAAAGAGGGUGAAUGAACCUGUGGCUUGUCUCAUUAAUCUACUCGAAGGCCCUGCACUGUUAAUUACUAAACGAGGGGAUAAAUUAUUGGAUUAUGAUAAUGCUAUAUCGAAGGGGGAGAAGUACAGGGAGUCCAGGGCUGUGCAGGAGGAAUUAGCUGAUGCUAGGAAUAAUUAUGAGGCUUUGAAUCAACAAUUGCUGGAGGAGCUGCCUAUUUUUAUUGAAGCAGGUACUUCGAUCAUAGCCACCUGUAUCGAGGCCUUUGCCAAUGCCAGGAAACUAUUCUCUGGGAGAAUUACCAAGAAGUAUUUGACACUGUCGGAGUCUGCGACUCAGGUGACACCCCAGGAUCUUCUCCAGUCAUUUUUGAUUAAUCAUAAUUUAUUGUGGAAUCAGAUAUCGAGGUUCAGCUUUGCUGGGGUUAAUCCGAAAGUCGAAUGUCCUACUGUUGAGGUAUCUAAUCAGAAUGAGAAGGAUAAGAAGACACUAAUGGGGAAAUACCACAGGAAUAGUUUGUUUGUUGUGAAGGAUAAAGUUGUUAGUACUUCAUCGUUCGAUUUGGGAGCAGCUAGGGGGACUGUAGUAGCUGUUAUUAAAAGACAGGAUCCUAUGGGGGACACUACGAGAUGGCUUGUUGAUAAUGGCUCUGUUAAAGGAUUCAUUCACAACAGCAGUCUGGAGCCCAUCCCUCAACCUCGAUCACCCCAAAAUAACAACGAUGUCGCUGACUAUGGAAAUGUUCCUGGGGAUCUAAUGAGUCUGGAUUCACCUGUUAAGGAAAUAAAAGAAAAUUUGAUCAGCCUUGACUCACCUAUCAAGCAGAGCAGCUCCUCCAUUUCGUUGCAAAAUUCUCUGUAUGAAAAUUUGGGGGAUGAUAAUGAAAAUCAAAGGGUUGGAGUACAACAGAGCAGAUAUCAAAAUUUGGGAAAGGAGUUUUAUUACGCUGAAUUUAAUUUCGAGGGAGGCAUUCCUGGGACACUACCUGCCAAGAGAGGAAGAGUACUCAAAUUAAUUAGACCACAUGACGAGAAGGGAAAUGGAGAGUGGUGGCUCAUGGAGGACAGGGAUGGUUGUUCUGGGUAUUUUCCGAAGAACUAUCUCCUACCCUUGGAGAGCAAUAAAUCCUAGCCAUGAUUAACAAAUGCUUGAGUUAAUUUUCUAUGAAAUGGUUUGUUUUUUUAUGGAGAAUGAACUGUUUUCAUGCCUGUGAUAGCCACGUGCAGUUUUUGCGAAAUGCCAACUAUUUUUUAUUCGUAUAUUGGGGACCCUCUGUGUUUGCACUAGAUGUGCGAUCACUGAUAUUAUUUAUUUAUGUUAUGAUUUUUUGCCAUUUUGUGGAGAAAUUAUUAUUGUAUAUAUGAUAUUCGUACUUAUAAGGAUUUAUGUGUACAAUCUAUUUCGAAGUCUUUAUUUUUAGUUUCAUCGCACCUAGUGUAUAUUAUGAAAAAUAUAAGACCCAUUUAUUUUUCAAUCAUUG